AUCCCUCACAUUAUUGAUCAGCUGAUUGACCUUCGUACCUCACCUAACUCACAGGCACAAUGUUGUGAUAGGGACAAAAAUGUGGAGGAAUAUUCUCAUCGUUGUGAUCACUCCGAUCUCCUUGUUGGCAUCAGGAGUCCCGGAGCCACAGAAUGCUCAUGUAGUCCUGGACCCAGAACAAGCCAGCGAGAUUUUAGUAAGGACUCGCCGUUACAACUCUGGAUGGCUGGAGGAGCUGAAGAUGGGGGACCUCAAGAGGGAGUGCCUGGAGGAGGUGUGCUCCUACGAGGAGGCACGAGAGGUUUUUGAGGACACCAGGAUCACGGACGAGUUCUGGAAGACAUACAAUGUUCCAGACAGCUGCCGAUCAAUGCCGUGCCUCAACGGUGGCACCUGCACCAGCCAUAUGACAUCCUACUCCUGCCUCUGCCCUCUGAACUUCAGCGGCCUCAACUGUGAGCUUGAGGCUCAUAACAUGCCAGACAACUGUCUGAUCGAUAAUGGAGGAUGUGAGCACUUCUGCCAAAAAGAUGACACAAUCAGUGGAGUGAAAUGCUGGUGUGCAGAUGGAUACUUGCUGGACAAUGAUGGUCUGAGCUGUGUCCCAGAGGCAUCCACUUCAUGUGGCAGAGUCCCAGUCCUAGGGAACCAACCCAAGCAGCCGGAUGGACGCGCACGGAUUGUGGGUGGAAGUGAGUGUCCUAAAGGAGAAUGUCCUUGGCAGGUGCUGCUUGUCUACAAAGGAAAAGGUUUUUGUGGCGGCAUAAUCAUUCAUCCGAAUUGGAUCUUAACAGCUGCACACUGCCUGGAAGAUGCUGAUAUAAACUUCCUCACAGUUGUUGCAGGUGAACACAACACCGUGGAGGAUGAGGGCACAGAGCAGACCUUGCAGGUGGCACAGAUUGUCACUCACGACGGGUAUAUGAAGAAAACAACUGACAACGACAUCGCGCUCCUUCGCUUGGCCACGCCCAUCAACUACACGACAUAUGCUGUGCCAGUCUGCCUGCCCACUCGACCACUUGCUGAGCACCACCUAUGGGCCAUUCAGAUGCACACCGUGAGUGGCUGGGGAAAACGUAGCGAGAACGGCCCCACAUCACACCUGCUGAGGCGGCUGGAGGUGCCGAGGAUCCCGACGCAGCAAUGUGUGGAGCAGAGCGGCGUGACACUCACCAAAAAUAUGUUCUGCGCCGGCUACAUUGAGGGGCUUCAGGACUCAUGCAAAGGGGACAGCGGGGGCCCUCUGGUCACACGCUACAAGAAUACUGUCUUCCUUCUGGGCAUUGUCAGCUGGGGACGAGGCUGCGCGCAGCCGGGGAACUACGGCAUCUACACGCGUGUGUCCAACUACCUCACGUGGAUCCAUCAACACACUGCUAUAGCUCCAACAUCAAAUCCACCAAAACCUACACUGCCACCGCAUCACUCACCAGCAACUCAUGAAGUUACCCCUCACCACCAUCAGCCUUGACUCCCAAGCGGUAACAUGUCAGUAAAAUUAUAACCUUCUGUUUGCCAUUGUUGUACUCAACAAACGGUGAACAUUUGUACCUUGAGCAAGCAUCAAACGGGAAACUUAUGUGUGUAAAGACAAUGUCCUCAUGGGUUUGCAUGUUGUCGAUGACAUUUUUGGACCAUUAAAUGAA
This is a messenger RNA of Synchiropus splendidus (mandarinfish), 1649 nucleotides long. It is a transcript of the gene f7, whose product is annotated as coagulation factor VII. Gene Ontology annotation, biological process: blood coagulation; proteolysis. The transcript has 8 exons. NCBI's taxonomy places the organism in Eukaryota, Metazoa, Chordata, Actinopteri, Syngnathiformes, Callionymidae. The coding region runs from base 80 to 1474 and encodes 464 amino acids. Gene Ontology annotation, cellular component: extracellular region. Gene Ontology annotation, molecular function: serine-type endopeptidase activity; calcium ion binding. The record is from RefSeq and is a predicted model, not a curated record.